AUAGUAGUCAAAAACGUUACAAAAUAAUUUCAAAUCUGCCGCCCAAAUGCAAGUCUUGAGUUUUUCUUCAUCGUCGCACGAGGUCCGACUGAACCAACGUGGGGAAAUGCUGCACGUGCAUCAGAUGGCUAGCAUCAGUAGAUUUUAGUUGACAACUUCGUGUUCACACAAGUAAUAAUACUAAUACGUCAGAUAACAUUUCUCAACAUGCCUUCUUCAAAAACGCAAGUUAUAACGAGCAAAAAGAAAAAGAAGAGCUUGGUUAGAGUGAGAGCUAGUUCUAAAGUGCCAGAAAAACACGAUCCAACAGAAGAAAAUGUUAAAAAACUAUUGUUAUUAAGUAAAAAAAAGAAUUCUGCAGCUGCAAUGGCUGAAAAGAUUUUCAAGCGAGCUACUCAAAAGCAUUAUGUUGUACCUGAAGAAAAGAAAGAAGAAGAAGAGUCAACCCUAUUUACUGAAGAAGAUUUCCAGAAAUUCGAAGCAGAAUACACUGGCGAUUAAAUAUCCACUUGUUAAAUUUGUAUUAUUUACUUUGUCAGUAAAACUUUACAAAAUAAUGACAGAUUCUGUAUCAUAUACAAUGUAUUAUAGUUAGAACAUUAUUACUAAAAGUGAUUUAAAUUAUUUUAAAUAAAUUUGAUUGUUUUUUUUUAAUA
Trichogramma pretiosum is the source of this 656-nucleotide messenger RNA. RefSeq names its product active regulator of SIRT1-like. Lineage: Eukaryota; Metazoa; Arthropoda; Insecta; Hymenoptera; Trichogrammatidae. The transcript has 2 exons. The coding region runs from base 208 to 501 and encodes 97 amino acids. The record is from RefSeq and is a predicted model, not a curated record.